Molecule: messenger RNA, 1173 nt
Organism: Pseudozyma hubeiensis SY62
Lineage: Eukaryota; Fungi; Basidiomycota; Ustilaginomycetes; Ustilaginales; Ustilaginaceae
Product: saccharopine dehydrogenase
Exons: 1
Coding region: 1-1173 (390 amino acids)
Cellular component (GO): cytoplasm
Molecular function (GO): saccharopine dehydrogenase (NAD+, L-lysine-forming) activity
Source: RefSeq, a predicted model, not a curated record
AUGUCUACGAGCCGUCAACCCCUCUACCUCCGUUGCGAGAUGAAGCCGGCCGAACACCGCGCCGCGCUCACCCCCACCACAGCCAAGGCACUCAUCGACGCCGGCUUCGACAUCACCGUCGAGUCCGACCCGCAGCGCAUCUUUGACGACAAGGAGUACACCGACGUAGGCUGCAAGCUCGCCCCGCACAACACCUUCCACUCGCUCCCCGCCGACAUCCCCAUCAUCGGUCUCAAGGAGCUCGAGGAACCUGGUCCGGAUCUGCCCCACACCCACAUCCAGUUCGCCCACUGCUACAAGAAGCAGGCUGGCUGGGCGGAUGUGCUGGGCCGCUUCAAGCGCGGUGGUGGCAAGCUGUACGAUUUGGAGUUCUUGGAGGACAAGAACGGUCGUCGUGUAGCUGCUUUCGGCUGGCAUGCCGGGUUUGCAGGUGCUGCGUUGGGUCUGCUUGCGCUGGCUGAACAGGUUCAGGGUUCAGACCGUCGUCUCGGUGCGCAGAAGGCGUACCCCAACGAACAGGCUCUCAUCGCCCAUGCUAAGCGACAGAUCGAGCACAUCAAAAAGUCACGACCCGACGGAAAAGUCAAGGCGCUCGUCGUCGGAGCUCUCGGUCGAUGCGGUCGUGGAGCCAUCGACUUUUUCGAAAAAGCCGGCGUCCACUCUGACGACAUCGUCCGCUGGGACAUCCAGGAGACCUCCGCCAAGCACGGCCCCUACCAAGAGUUGUUGGACGUAGACAUCUUUGUCAACUGCAUCUACCUCACCUCCAAGAUCCCGCCGUUCCUCGACCAACCCACCAUCCAAGCCGCCGGCCCAUCGCGUCGUCUCGGCGUCGUCGUCGACGUUUCCUGCGACACCACCAACCCCAACAACCCCCUGCCGAUCUACGACAUCAACACCACCUUCGACAAGCCCACCGUCGACGUGCAAACAGGUGAAGGCAACCCGGCGUUGACGGUGAUCUCGAUCGACCACCUGCCCACGCUCUUGCCUAGGGAGAGCUCCGAGGGCUUCAGCGGAGAUCUGCUGCCCAGUUUGUUCCAGUUGAGGGAGGUGCUGGGCAAGGAUACCACCAAGCUGGACACGUUGGAGGAGGGUAAGGGUGCGGUCUGGCAGAGAGCCGAGAAGUUGUUCCAGAAGCAUUUGGCCGAGGCUGUACAGCAUGGCGCGUAG